This is a messenger RNA of Octopus sinensis (East Asian common octopus), 1704 nucleotides long. RefSeq names its product tigger transposable element-derived protein 6-like. Lineage: Eukaryota; Metazoa; Mollusca; Cephalopoda; Octopoda; Octopodidae. Gene Ontology annotation, cellular component: nucleus. Gene Ontology annotation, molecular function: DNA binding. The transcript is spliced from 6 exons. The record is from RefSeq and is a predicted model, not a curated record.
AUGGUUGGACGAUAUGCUGGCGUUGCCGCCAAAUUGCGAGCUAAAAUACAAAAGGCAUCAAAUGGAUGGCUAGACCGGUUCAAGAAAAGACACGAGUUGCUAUUUAAAACUAUAAGUGGAGAAAAGAAUUCAUCUGACCUUUCUACGGUUUCCAAUUUUUUUGCUGAUUAUGACAACUGUUUGGAAACUGUAGGAAGUGAAAAUAUUUUUAACUGUGAUGAAACAGCUUUAUACAUAAAGCGAACGCCGUCGAAAUCUUUUGUUCAAUUUAAUGACAAAUGCAAUGGAAUUAAAAUGAGCAAAGAGAAAGUUACCCUUCUCCUUUGUUGUAAUGCACUUGGUGAAAAGUUAAAACCUCUAUUAAUUGGAAAAUUCAAAUCUCCUAGGUGUUUAAAAAAUUUUAACGCUGAGGAUCACGGAGUACUAUAUGCUGCAUCAAAAAAUUCGUGGAUGACUAGUGAUAUUUUUGGGAAAUGGUUAUGGAAAGUAAAUCAAGAUAUGAUCAAUGAAAAGAGAAAAAUUGUCUUAAUACUGGAUAAUGCGAGCUGUCACAGAAAUACAGAAUAUUCCAAUGUUUAUUUACUUUUUCUUCCCAAAAAUACGACCGCUUUAAUUCAACCCCUAGAUAUGGGAAUAAUAAAAUCCUUCAAGUCCCUCUAUUUCAAUAAACUGAUUGAUUUUACUCUUAUAUUUGAAAAAGAACAGCUUUCUGAUUUGAAUUUGAAUAAUGUCAAUCUUAGACAAGUCAUUACAGUUGUCGGGGAGGCAUGGAAAAUGAUGUCAGAGACAACGAUAAUUAAUUGCUGGCAGAAAAUAAAUGAAAACAGAUCAAAAAUUUCGGAUAAUGUACAGUUGGACGAAGAAUUAAUAGAUGACGUGAUUUCAGAUGUUAUUUCAAUGGAUUCGACAGAUAUUAUUGAGGACAAAAUUACUUAUGAUGGAUAUGAAUCUAAAAAAUCAUCAAUUAAAGAAAUCAUAAACAUCGUGAAUUCUCUAGAAGAUAAUAUUUUCAGUACAUGUCCACAAUUUUUGAAAAUCUACUACGAAUUUAGAAAAAACCUAUCAGGAGAACUGAAAAAAAACCAAUUCGAAAAAGAUCAUGGAGUGAUAAAAAGUAAGAAAAUGAAUGAAAUUGAUCUACAAAUGAACUUUAAGAAAUUCUGUUGUCCAAAAAAUGUUAUCCCAAGUCCAGAAUUGAAUCAAAGAUUCAGAGAAUUAAGAUUUGAAAGAGAAAGUAUUGUUGAGGCAUUGAGACUAAAUGAAGAAAAUACAAGUGAACACCAAAAAACUAAUUUUGAAGAUGAUGAAAAUAUUGACAAUACAAUUGGAAACCAAGAAACUAAUUCCGAAGAUGAUGAAAAUAUUGACAAUACGAGUGGAAGCCAAGAAAUUAAUCCCGAAAAUGAAGAAAAUACAAACAAUACCAUUGGAGACCAAGAAAUUAAUUCUGCAGCUCAAAACAAUACAGUUAGUGGUGCAGAGGUCGGUAAAGGAAUCAGGAAAGCAUUAUCGACCAAGUUCGGAUAUUUCCACUGUGGAAUUCGACCCCAAAAAUCCAAUAGUUCACUUGACUUAAAUAGCGCGGUAAGUUGUAAAUCUGCCUGCAUUUCAAUUAGUUCCAGUUGAUAUAUGUAUGGAGCGGUUGCAGCAUCUGCUUCCAUAGGUGACAAAAAUAUUUUCAUAAUAGGUGUAGUUUUUCGAUAA